Molecule: messenger RNA, 1738 nt
Organism: Hibiscus syriacus
Lineage: Eukaryota; Viridiplantae; Streptophyta; Magnoliopsida; Malvales; Malvaceae
Product: adenylosuccinate synthetase 2, chloroplastic-like
Exons: 4
Coding region: 62-1531 (489 amino acids)
Biological process (GO): 'de novo' AMP biosynthetic process; IMP metabolic process
Cellular component (GO): cytoplasm
Molecular function (GO): adenylosuccinate synthase activity; GTP binding
Source: RefSeq, a predicted model, not a curated record
CUAAAAACAAAAUAACUCCUUCCGACGCCAAACCCUCUUUAUUUUCUUUCUCUUUUUCACAAUGAACUGCUCAUCUCUCGUACACGACCCCAGCCCAGUCGCCACCUGCAGAUGGGGCUAUCGGAGCCGCAAUCUCCACUUCCAACACCAUCACCCCAACUUCGUUGUCUGCUCCUUGAAGCCUGCCGCCUCCUCUUCUUUGAGCGUGUCUGAGUCAGCCGCUCCCAAGUCCGUGAGUCGAAUCGGGUCGCUGAGUCAGGUAUCCGGCGUGUUGGGUUCUCAGUGGGGUGAUGAAGGCAAAGGCAAGCUUGUCGAUAUCUUGGCUGAGCACUUUGACAUUGUUGCACGCUGCCAGGGUGGAGCUAAUGCUGGACAUACAAUCUACAAUUCGGAGGGAAAGAAGUUUGCCCUUCACCUUGUUCCUUCUGGCAUCCUUAACGAGGAGACUCUGUGUGUGAUUGGAAAUGGAGUAGUGGUACAUUUGCCAGGUCUAUUUAAAGAAAUCGAUGGGUUGGAAGCUAAUGGGGUUAACUGCAAAGGAAGGAUCUUGGUAUCUGAUCGUGCUCAUCUGCUAUUUGAUUUUCAUCAAGUAGUUGAUGGGCUAAGGGAAGCUGAGCUUAACAAGUCAUUUAUUGGCACAACUAGAAGAGGGAUUGGACCUUGUUACUCUAGCAAGAUGAACAGGAAUGGAAUUAGAGUAAGUGACUUGAGGCACAUGGAUACUUUCCCCCAGAAGCUUCAUAAUUUAUUAUCUGAUGCGAAUUCAAGGUUCCCAGAUUUUAACUAUACCCCAGAAAUGCUUAGGGAAGAGGUUGAAAAUUACAAGAGAUAUGCUGAGAGGUUGGAGCCUUUCAUUGCUGAUACUGUGCAUGUGAUGAAUGAAUCAAUUGCAGAAAACAAGAAGAUAUUGGUGGAAGGUGGCCAGGCUACCAUGCUCGACAUUGAUUUUGGUACUUAUCCCUUCGUAACGUCCUCAAGCCCAUCAGCUGGUGGAAUCUGCACUGGGCUUGGUAUUGGUCCUAGAGUUGUGGGUGAUCUAAUUGGAGUUGUGAAAGCAUAUACCACAAGAGUUGGUUCUGGUCCUUUCCCAACCGAAAUCCUGGGUCAAGGCGGUGAUAUACUCAGGUUUGCCGGGCAGGAAUUUGGCACCACAACUGGCCGCCCUCGUCGGUGUGGUUGGCUUGAUAUAGUUGCUCUUAAGUUCUGUUGUCAGAUUAAUGGCUUUUCUUCCCUAAAUCUCACCAAAUUGGAUGUUUUGUCCGAGCUUCCUGAAAUCGAAUUGGGUGUUGGUUAUAAACAAGUUGAUGGUACACCAGUGCAUUCAUUCCCAGCUGAUCUUCAGCUUCUUGAGCAGUUGAAGGUUGAAUACGAAGUUUUGCCUGGAUGGCAGUCUGAUAUUUCUUCUAUCAGAAACUAUUCGGAUCUUCCAAAAGCUGCACGACAAUAUGUUGAGAGGAUAGAGGAACUUGUUGGUGUGCCUAUCCAUUACAUCGGCAUCGGACCUGGUCGUGAUGCUCUCAUAUACAAAUAAUUGACCAUUUUUCGUACUCGUGCUAUUGCUAGUUGAUUUUAUAUUUCCUGCACGCAGGCAGAACAAUACUCGUAGUGCUGGAAAGAAUUUUAAAUGGUGGGGCAACUUUUGGGACGAAAAACUAGGUGAAUACAUAAAUGUGUUGUAACAUAACACAUAUUCGACAUAUGCAGGAUACUUUGGAAUGGGUGAUUUCGAUCUCUGUAA